GACUACUGCUGAACAGUAUACUUGCAGAAGACUUUAUGUGUUUCAGCAUGUCCAAAACACAGUUUGUCAUCCUUCUUGUUCUCCCAGCUCUAGUCUCUGUUGCUGAAGGGAUUAAGAUUGAAUUCCCAGGAAUUGCUCCAAAAAUAUCUGGCUGCAUUAAUGUCAAGUGCGCCAUGGAGAUAAACAAAUGUACAAAUGAUCAUGGGACAGAUUUAACAGUCAAACUCAAAGGUUGCAUUGCAAGUAGAUGUAAACAGGCUAUGAGCUCAUGUAUGGAAUGGAUUAUUCAAGCAGUUUUGAGUAUACAACAAGCAUCUUUAGCCCACAUUCCAGAGCAAUUCAGUUCCCUCAAGACUCUUACCUACCUCAUGAAGACUUUUGGAAUAAAUUCAUAUCUUCAUUGCUGGCAACAUUCAGACCUUCAGAAAUCCUCACAGAUAACUGAAUGUCUCAUUGAAAAAGCACAGCCUUAUGUAACUUCUGCCAUAAAGCCAUUCUUCAGGAAACCAGAUUUUGUAUCAUGUUGGUUAUCCCAAGUACUAAGAAGAUAUUUUAGCUGCUAUGACUUCAUUGGUGAAGAAUACUUUUCUUCAGUUCAACAAAAGUUUGAACAAAUGACUGAAACACAUUUUCCAGAAUUUGCUCUCUGUAUGAUGAACCUUGCAAAGUACUGGAAUGAUGGGUGUGGAGAAAUGUACACACACAUUUAUGGUUUGACACCGACCGAGCAGACAAAAUAUAAAGACCUGAUAACCUGUGUCAUUGACAAUAUGAUAACAGCUACAGCGGCUUGCAAUUGAACAUAAAGGAACUCAGAGACCAGAUUCAUUAAAGAUUUAUGAUUAAUUCCAUGUCGACAUCCCUGUACAUUUAUAUCUGCUGAAAUCUUCUCCUUUUUUAUUUUUGACCUGUGGAAUAUCUAAUGGAGAGUUCUGGCAAACUUGCCAUAAAUUCGCCACUCAUUAUUUUCACAUGUAAAUGAGCUUUGCGGCAAACUUUUCAUCGCCACCAAACUUCUGGCAAACAUUUGCAGCGAAUCGCAAGCUCAUUUGCAUGUGAAAUAAUGAGUUGGAAAUCUGAGGCAAAUUUUUUGUUAGAGUGUGAUUUUUAAAAAUUGGUGAGGAUUUCUUCAAAAGCCUAUUUCUGUGGGGUUUUAAAGUAAAUGUUAAUACAACAAGUGGUAGCCUAUGGUAUUUUCUAUGUAUGUUACGUAUGUUAUGUUGCUUACAUGUUAUACACUAUAUAAUAUAUGAUAUAUAAUUAAUAGAUCAUUUAUACAACAUGUAUUCAUUUAUAUAGACUAUAUGUGAAAUAACACAAAUAAAUAUGUACUUACACAGUAUACAGUAUGUGCUGUAUAUACUGUACAUCUACAUGUGUGUGUAUAUAGUUAUAGUAUGCUGUGUAUGUCAAGUUUAAAUAUGGCAACAAUGUACUGAGUCAAG
This is a messenger RNA of Myxocyprinus asiaticus (Chinese sucker), 1445 nucleotides long. RefSeq lists its product as uncharacterized. Bases 36 to 800 code for a protein of 254 amino acids. The transcript is spliced from 13 exons. The record is from RefSeq and is a predicted model, not a curated record. NCBI's taxonomy places the organism in Eukaryota, Metazoa, Chordata, Actinopteri, Cypriniformes, Catostomidae.